CCCUCCGCUCCCUUCCCCCACCGCCGAGCGAGAGGGCCGAGGAAGUGUCGGAGCCGCCUGGCACCCUGUUGUGGUGCCCGGCGUGGGUGGCGUCAAGGGCAGAGGCAGCGCCGGCAGCAGCGGAGAGGGCUGGGCGCUCCUCCCCUUCCCCAGCCCGGCGUCGGCGUCGGCGGCAGCACAGGAGGAGGAGGAGGAGGGCGCAGAGAGAGCGCAGACAUGGCGGCCAACAUGUACCGAGUGGGAGAUUAUGUUUAUUUUGAAAACUCUUCAAGCAAUCCAUAUCUGAUCAGGCGAAUAGAAGAACUUAAUAAGACUGCCAAUGGCAACGUUGAAGCAAAAGUGGUGUGCUUUUACAGACGGCGUGACAUCUCCAAUAGCCUCAUCAUGCUUGCAGACAAGCAUGCAAAAGAAGUUGAGGAAGAAUGUGAAAUUCCCAAAGAAGUAGAUUUGACUGAUAAACAGAAACAUCAACUGAAACACAGAGAGCUGUUUCUGUCUCGCCAAUAUGAGUCCCUUCCUGCAACACACAUCAGGGGGAAAUGCAGUGUUGCACUUCUGAAUGAGACAGAGUCUGUAUUGUCGUAUCUCAUUAAAGAGGAUACUUUCUUCUAUUCACUGGUAUAUGAUCCAUCACUGAAAACACUUCUAGCAGACAAAGGAGAAAUCAGAGUAGGUCCCAGAUAUCAAGCAGAUGUUCCAGAUAUGCUUGCAGAAGGGGAAACAGAUGACCGGGAACAGGCAAAGCUUGAAGUAAAAGUAUGGGAUCCAGACAGCCAUCUCACUGAUCAUCAGAUUGACCAGUUUUUAGUAGUAGCACGUGCGGUCGGUACGUUUGCCCGAGCUCUGGACUGCAGUAGUUCUGUAAGACAGCCUAGUUUACACAUGAGUGCUGCUGCUGCCUCCCGUGACAUCACUCUGUUUCAUGCCAUGGAUACAUUGCAUAAGCACAACUAUGACCUGAGCAGUGCUAUUAGUGUCCUGGUUCCACUUGGAGGGCCUGUCCUUUGCAGAGAUGAAAUGGAAGAAUGGUCUGCUUCAGAGGCUAGUUUGUUUGAAGAAGCCCUAGAGAAAUAUGGCAAAGACUUCAACGACAUACGGCAAGACUUUCUUCCUUGGAAGUCUCUGACUAGCAUCAUUGAAUAUUAUUAUAUGUGGAAAACUACAGACAGAUACAUCCAGCAGAAACGCCUAAAAGCUGCUGAAGCAGAAAGCAAAUUGAAACAAGUUUACAUACCAACCUACAACAAACCAAAUCCCAGUCAGAUAUCCAGCAGUAACGGGAAACCAAGUGCUGUGAACGGAGCGGUUGGAGGACCUCACCAGGCCCAGAAUGCACUAAUAGGCCGUGCUUGUGAAAGCUGCUACAUCACACAGUCUCAACAGUGGUAUUCUUGGGGUCCACCCAACAUGCAGUGCAGGCUAUGUGCACCAUGUUGGAUUUAUUGGAAGAAAUAUGGUGGGCUGAAAAUGCCAACACUAACAAAUGAAGACAGAUUUUCUCCUACUCAAACCACAGAGGAAGCAUGUGUUAGAACACACAUGUCUCGACAAGCAACGCAGGGAAUACCAGUCCGGAACACAGGCAGUCCAAAAUCUGCCGUGAAGACACGCCAGUCGUUCUUCCUCCAUACGACAUACUUGACUAAACUUGCCCGCCAGGUCUGCAGAAACACUCUACAGUUGAAGCGAGCUGCAAGAAGACCGUUUGUCCUUAUUAACUGUGCUGCCAUUAGGGCAGAAUAUGCUGACAGACACUGUGAAUUUGUCGGAAAUCCUCUGAAGAUUAAAAGCACUCGGAAAUCAUUAUCGUGUAUCAUUGGAUACUUGGAGAUUCAUCCUGCCAUGAAGCCUAAUAUAAUCAAGUCAACACCAAGCCUUCAGAGUUCAAUGGCAAAGAGGUUGCUCGCUCCCCCUGGCCACUCAUCGCUAAGUAUUUUGGGGAAGAGAAACUACAGCCACCAUCACAAUGGCCUGGAUGGACUUUCCAGUCAUACACAUGGGACUAAAAUGCAAGCGGCACAUGAUUUCUAUACAACUAAUGGUAAAACUUUACAAGUCGGCACAAGUGACCUUAUGCCAAGUGUUACGCCGUUGCUCAAGAGGCAGAGACAAAACUGGCUCAAUGCUCCUGAUGAUGGUUUCUUUAUUGCUACAGAAGAGACCAGAAAACGCCGUAAGCAGUUUACUCGAUCACAGCUGAAAAGAGCUUGUAGGACCCCAUGCACUUUAAUUCUGAGGAAGGUGAAGUCCCUUCUGACUCACAAAGAGACUCAAGAGAAUUUGAGCAAUCAUUCACAGCGAAAAAAAUCUGUUUUGUGGCUAUUUUGAAAGCAUCACCUUAUAAAGAAGAAUUUUCAGAAAUUGGACAGGAGAAUGUUCUUUCUGUGUCUUUAUACAAUGAGGACAGUUAAAGGCUGCGUCUUGUUUUAUUAAAGAGUAAAACACAGUUUUGAACUUUUCCAUGAAUACAAGGACUGCCUUGAAGUAAGGCAACCGGGAUAUAAGGAGAAUAUGUCAAAAAAGUCAGAAGAUGGAUAAUAUUCAGAACAGAACCAGACAACUCGUUAACCCACCAUCAAUGAACUUUCCGUUGCUGCUUCCCCUGGCAGCACAUCAUAUAAAGUUCCAUCAAUAACAUGAACUCUCUGAAUGCAACUGUAUGCAUUCAUACUAUAGCAUACUUCUGGUUCUGCCCUUUGAGGAACCGGAUAUAUUGCGCUAUCCCACCCCAAGCAUGGAGAUAUAUCUGCUGAAGCACAAAUGGCAAGUUACAUUGUCUUAACUUGAUUUUGGGCAACAUGCCCUGAUUGAGGCAUGUUGGUUUUCAGGCGCACUGAGAAUCUUAGCUAAAGAAAGAACAUGUGUACAUAGAAGAGUCUGAAUGCAGAAUGACAUUGGCUGAAUUAGGUAUCCAGCAACCCUCAGUAACCAUCUCUGAAAAUGAUUUUCUAUCAAAUCUUGGAAAGAAGCAGUACUUCUUACGCGGUGGUUUUUAUGAGUAGCAACCGCUGGGCUGACAGUUAUUUCUUUAAUGUAACAUUAAAUCUGCUUCUCUCAUUAUUUAUUGAUAUUGUUACAGAACCUUGAGUAGCUCAGGCAGGCAGGCCCUUUCUUGAUGGAUGACGGUGUCCAAGUUUUGAUAAACAGAAGAAAUAAUUAUUGUCAAACAGGGACAAAGGCGCAUGCAACAAUCAGUCAACACUCAGGCCGUGGCACGUCAAACAUUUAUAUCACACACACACACACACACACACACACACACACAGCCACCCUGCAAAGAAUAAUGGGAACUGUAGUUUAGCUACCACUAAGCUACAAUUUCCAGCUCUGCAAAAAAACUAGUGUUCCCGGGAUUUGGUGUGUGCGUGUUAUAUCUGAUUUAAAUGUAUUUUGUGUGUGCAGCCUUAUAACUGCACAUCAGAUGCGGACUUAUUACGGUUGCCCACCCCAGAAACAUUUUCAGUACCAUACAAUAACUCCAUAGGAAUAGCCAAGCAACAUCACCCCCUCUGAUGUCAAACACAGGACAAGACAACUGAGAAAGAGGAGGAAGAUGACAGCAUGCUUGGAUGAAUCUGAGAUUUGCAGAAGUAGAGAAAAAACUCACCUUUUAAAAAACUAAGGUAAAGGUAAAGGUAAACUGAUCAUUAGGUCCAGUCGCGGAUGACUCUGGGGUUGCGGCGCUCAUCUCGUUCUAUAGGCCGAGGGAGCCGGUGUUUGUCCACAGACAGCUUCCGGGUCAUGUGGCCAGCAUGACAAAGCCACUUCUGGCGAAAUCAGAGCAGCAUGACCCUUAAAAGUUGUGUAAAGGUAAAGGUAAAGGGACCCCUGACCAUUAGGUCCAGUCGUGACCAACUCUGGGGUUGCGGCACUCAUCUUGUGUUAUUGGCCAAGGGAACCAGCGUACAGCUUCCAGGUCAUGUGGCCAGCAUGACAAAGCCGCUUCUGGCGAAGCAGAGCAGCACACGGAAACGCCAUUUACCAUCCCGCCGGAGCAGUACCUAUUUAUCUACUUGCACUUUGAUGUGCUUUCAAAUUGCUGGGUUGGCAGGAGCAGGGACUGAGCAACGGGAGCUCACCCCAUCACAGGGAUUCAAACUGCCGACCUUCUGAUCGGCAAGCCCUAGGCUCAGUGGUUUAGACCCUAGACUAAGGGGCAAAGCAGCAACAAGCAGUCAAUUGAGCAUGCUCUUUGAAAGCUAGAAAACAGAGGAUAACUCGAGGAUUUACAGGGAGUAAAAUGUCCUGAUUGAGCCCUUGGUGGUGGGCAUGAAACCUUGAACAAUCGUCAUGCAGGAUAUACAGUGCUUCAUUGUGAGUCCUGCCUAUACUGUAGUCUAAAAACCCAUUCUGCCAGAGGAGGAAACCAUCUUUCAACUUGAUAUAAUUUUGGAUGCAGCUGAGACUCUCAUUACACAUUCCAGAUCCCCUGUACUAACUGUGCACCCUGAUCUGACUUGGAUCUGUGCCCCAAAGUCAUUUGGGGACCUUACCCAAUCUCUCUCUCCCCCAAUUCCUUGCUGCCAGACCACCAGCCCUUUUGAAAGACCUGGGUUGCUCUAGGUUAGACCUUCUCUGACCUGGGUUGAUCCAGGGCUGCAUGAACCCCAUCUGGCCAAAUUCCAAGGCAAACUGAAUCAGCCGGAUUCAGUUCUGGAUCUGAUGUACAGUCCUAGUAUUAACCACACACUUUAAAUAUAUCCCAAUGCCUAUACUUUUUGUAUUCCAUGAUAUGAGUUCCUACUAUGGUUGAACUUGAUCACACUUCCUCCCAAAAAGAUGUUAAAAAGUCUGGCUAGAGUACAACAGCUCCAACAAUUGUCAUUAUGUUCCAAUCUAUAAAAUGAUAAAUAUAAUUGGUAUUGGGUUGUUUUUAUUUUAUUUAUAAAAAAAUCAAUAGUGGCAGAUAAUUAUUACAUAAGGAAAUGUGUUGCAAAUUCUCAGUUCCCCGAACUGCUUUGUUGGGUCCCCCGCUGCCUGUUUUUAUUCCUACAAAAUGUGAAUGCAUAUUUUUCAAUAAAAUAGAAAGGCCAUGGAGUGUAUUCUACCUAUUUGGAAAAUGCAGAAAGAGUGAUUUUUUGGGGGGGGAGGGGAAUGUCUUCUUCAAAAAAACUUGUUUGUACAUUACUUCUGAAUGCACCUGAUGAUGGGAUUCCAAAACCAUUAGAGCAAUGACUCUGGAUUUACACAUUUUGCUUUGUAGCCUGGUUGUUUGGGAUUGGGUAACAAUUUAUGUACAGGUAUCGACUUCUGAUUUAGCCCCAUGUACAGAAGGCACUGCAAAAUGAAAUGUACCAAGACUGUUGUGUAGUAGUGGAAAGUGAGAGAUGAGAGUGUGGAAAGUUUGGUCAUGUGUGUAUCUGCAUACAGCUGGUUUUGUUGGACACCCAUGUAAAUACACCUCUGUACAAUAAAGCUUCAU
This is a messenger RNA of Zootoca vivipara (common lizard), 5422 nucleotides long. RefSeq names its product metastasis associated 1 family member 3 (gene MTA3). Lineage: Eukaryota; Metazoa; Chordata; Lepidosauria; Squamata; Lacertidae. Gene Ontology annotation, cellular component: nucleoplasm; NuRD complex. Gene Ontology annotation, molecular function: transcription coactivator activity; sequence-specific DNA binding; chromatin binding. The record is from RefSeq and is a predicted model, not a curated record. Gene Ontology annotation, biological process: negative regulation of transcription by RNA polymerase II.